This is a messenger RNA of Vanessa atalanta (red admiral), 813 nucleotides long. Its product is annotated as trypsin, alkaline C-like. Gene Ontology annotation, biological process: proteolysis. The record is from RefSeq and is a predicted model, not a curated record. Bases 25 to 813 code for a protein of 262 amino acids. Gene Ontology annotation, molecular function: serine-type endopeptidase activity. NCBI's taxonomy places the organism in Eukaryota, Metazoa, Arthropoda, Insecta, Lepidoptera, Nymphalidae. The transcript is spliced from 4 exons.
UUGUGUCGCGUUAACUAAACGAAGAUGACGUCGUUUUUGGUUUUUAUCGUCUUUCUUUGUGUGGGAUCCAUUACAGCAUCUCCUGAUCGCAUUGUGGGUGGUCAACCCACUAAUGUUGAAACGUAUCCUUCUAUAGUGCAAGUAGAAUUCCUGAGCCAACUUACAAGCAUAUGGUCGCAUAAUUGCGGUGCCAGUAUCCUAACCUCAAGAUUCGUUUUGUCUGCGGCACAAUGUUUUACUGGAUGGAACUCAGAUGCGCCAUUCCGCCGUAUAAGAGCUGGUGCAACUUACCGUCACGUUGGAGGUUUGGUUGUAUACGUUGACGAGGCUUUGAACCAUCCCAGCUAUGGCUCCAGCGGUAUAGGUGGUGACAUCAGCGUGGUGAGACUUAAGACUGCGCUGUCUUACUCCCCCACUAUCCAGCAAGCUACCAUCGUAACGCAUGGUUCAACUGUGCCCGACAAUCAUGCAGUUGUCUUUGCUGGAUGGGGACGGAUUGCCUCAGGUGGUCCUCAUUCGCAUGUACUACGAGACGUCACAGUAUACACCAUCAACAACGAGCUUUGUGCGCAGCUAUACGGGCAGCUGUCAGUGCCGCUUAACAUUACACAGGAUAUGAUAUGUGCUGGUGUAUUGAACGUUGGUGGUCGAGAUGCCUGCCACGAUGAUUCUGGUGGACCGGUGUAUUUUGGGGACAUUGUUGUUGGCGUGAUAUCGUUUGGUUACGACUGCGCCAAUGGCAGCUGGCCGAGCAUUAGCAGCGCUGUUGGAUCAUACACUGAUUGGAUUAUUGAAUCUGCAGUUUUGACUUAA